UUUCAUUGCAGCUCCCACCCAAAACAAAACCUCAACUAUAUUAUUGAGCCGCUCGACACCACCACCGUUCCCCUCUCUUCCUUCCUUCCUUUCAUCUCUUCCCUUCCCUUCCCGUAAUCUGCAGCGACACAAAGAAAGAAAGAAAGAAAUGGCGAGCUGUGACUUGAACCUGAGAGCGACCGACCUCUGCCUCGGCCUCCCCGGCGCCGGCAAGCUGCAGGCCCCUGAUUUUGUGGACGCGCCGACGACCAAGGCGAGUGGGAAGAGAGGCUUCUCCGAGACCGUGGAUCUGAAGCUCAACCUCCACUCCAAUAAUAAGCUCGACGGCCAUGAUGCUGAUAACAACAACCACCUCGACACUAACGAAUCGGCCGCAAAAUCCGCUGCUGCCACCAAGCCCCCCGCCAAGGCGCAAGUGGUGGGUUGGCCGCCGGUUAGGUCGUACAGGAGGAACGUGAUGGCUAUCACCACGCACAAGAGCAGCGGGGAGGAAGAUGGGAAGAAGAAGAAGAUGACGAUGACGAGUAGUGCAAGUCCGGCUGCGGCGGCGGCGGCGUUGGUGAAGGUUUGCAUGGACGGGGCGCCGUACCUGCGGAAGGUGGACCUGAAGAUGUACAGCAGCUACCAGCAGCUCUCCGACGCGCUCGCCAAAAUGUUCUCCUCCUUCACCAUGGGGAAUUAUGGAGCGGAAGGGAUGAUCGACUUCAUGAACGAGAGGAAGCUGAUGGAUCUGCUCAACAGCUCCGAGUAUGUGCCCAGCUAUGAGGAUAAGGACGGCGACUGGAUGCUUGUCGGCGAUGUCCCCUGGGAGUAUGUUUCUAAAUCCCUAAUUCCUACUUCAAUCACUUCUGUUCCUGUUCACUGAUUCCAUCUCUCUGAUUAUUAUUGAUGAUUCGAAAUUAUUAAUACAAGUCAUACAUGAUUAAUUAUUAAUAAUGAUGAUAAUGGUCGAAAGAAAAAUAUAAUUGUACAGCAAAACAAAACAAAAAAAAAAAAAAAAUACUAAUCAGCUGGCUAGCUAGUAUUCUUGCCCAACUUGUGAUGAUAAUUAUCACCACUUCACCACCUUCCCUCAUCAUCAUCCUCAAUAUUUAUUAAUUUAAGUUGUAGCUUGCGACAUAAUAUCUUCCUAAGCUGGCACAUUAAGAUUUUUUUUUUUGUGGGUUACGAGCAAUUGUUGUUGUUCUUCUUAUUAAAACGAAAGCCACAGGACAGCUAGGCAGCUGCAGGGUCGAAACCAAUUAUCACAACAAAUACCUGUCUCUAUGUAUUGUCUAGAUAGAUAUAUAUAGGUAAUAACUAUUAACUAUAUGCGGUUAUUAAUAAAUUUAAUUGUCGAUGCCACACAGGAUGUUCGUUGAUUCAUGCAAGCGUCUGCGCAUUAUGAAGGGAUCUGAAGCUAUUGGACUAGCACCGAGAGCAAUGGAAAAGUGCAAGAGCAGAGCUUGAUGAUGGAUGUGCAUGUCUUGCUGAUGAAAUGAAAAGUUGUCCUAAAGAUUGGAGCCGAAACUAUUAAUUGGGUGUUCUUCUUAUAUUUUUUACCGCCGCCUCUCGUUCAAGUAAUUUUAAAUUUUUGGGGAGUAAUUGUGUGACUCUCUUUUUUUUUUUUUGUUUUGUUAUGGCACUGUUUUGUAACUUUCACUUUGGAUGGGAUUAAUGGUACAUAGAUAAAUAUGUGGAAAAGAAUUGGAGAUCUAGACAUUUGUAAUAGACAAGAAAGCAAAACAAUAAACCUAACUGUCUGCCAUGCAAACUCUCGUUUAUUACUAAUGUCAUCCGAUCCCCCACUGUUUUUAAAAUUUCUUGCUGCAAUGUUGCUUCUCUUAAAGGGUUUGUUUGUUGUUAAAUUUGUUGAGUUAGUGUGUUUCAUUUAUAUUCCUUUCAUAUUUAAUCUCUUUCAAUUUGUUCCAUUAAUGUCAUCAUGUUGGUGUUGGGUUUUUAUUUUUUUAAUGUCAAGUGCCAUUGUUAAUUUGUUAUCAAAUGUAAUAUUGUAUUUUUGGUGAGGGAGAGAAUUUAUGAGGCAAGUGAGGUGGGGGAACAAAGCCAUGUGCAUGUUGAUGGGGUUAGUCUCUCAGCAUAUGGAGGGACAUUAUUUUGUACAGGAAUAUACUGGAAACAGUAUAGAAAAAUAUUUAUUUAUUUAUUAAUUCAUUUCAAUAAGUUAUAUAUAUUAAUUACUCGGUUUUGUUGGGUAACCAAGUUUGGGGAGGCAUGCACAUACAUUUAGAUUGGUGAAUGGAGCUCUUGUUUGAG
This is a messenger RNA of Linum tenue, 2253 nucleotides long. Lineage: Eukaryota; Viridiplantae; Streptophyta; Magnoliopsida; Malpighiales; Linaceae. The record is from the annotation of a GenBank genome assembly.